Messenger RNA from Leptonychotes weddellii (Weddell seal), 1125 nucleotides. RefSeq names its product glutathione S-transferase theta-1-like. The record is from RefSeq and is a predicted model, not a curated record. Gene Ontology annotation, cellular component: cytoplasm. Lineage: Eukaryota; Metazoa; Chordata; Mammalia; Carnivora; Phocidae. Gene Ontology annotation, biological process: glutathione metabolic process. Gene Ontology annotation, molecular function: glutathione transferase activity.
GUGAAAGCCGCCCUGGCCUCCAGGAAGCAGAGAUAAGGGGGCAGAAGGAAGCAGCAGGCCGGGGGGAGGGACAGGGCUUUGUGGAGGAGCAGGGUCAGGCUGCGGACCCUGCGCUGGAAAACCAGUGACAAAUCUCCAACAGCCCACCGCGCCUCAUCCCACAGAGGCCAGGAGGUGUGGAGGCUUGGCGGGGCGCCCGGCUACUAGCUCAGAGGAAACAGCUUUCAGGGAAGGAAACACAUUUCUUCAGGCCCCAUUUUGGAGGGACCAAACCAAGCCCGGGAGGCAGACCUGAGUGGAAGGUAGGUGAGGACAGUGGGAGGUGCAGCGAUGCCGCUGGAGCUGUUUCUGGACCUGUACUCGCCCCCGUGCCGUGCAGUCUACAUUUUUGCCCGGAAGAAUGGCAUUCCCUUCGAGCUGCGGCCUGUGGAGCUAGGACUGGGGGAGCACCUGAAGCCUGAAUUCCUGAAGGUGAACCCCCUGGGGAAGGUACCUGCUCUCAAAGAUGGGGACUUCCUGCUGGCGGAGAGUGUGGCCAUCCUUUUAUACUUGAGCCGCAAGUACCGGGCGGCGACCCACUGGUACCCAACCGAGCUGCAGGCCCGUGCACGUGUGGACGAGUACCUGGCGUGGCAGCACACGGCCGUCCAGCUGCCUGCUUGCAACGUCUACCUGUGUAAGUCCCUCCUGCCCCAUUUCUCGGGGCAGCCUGUGGACCCCGUGCAGCUAGACCGGCUGUUGGGGAAGCUGAAACCAGCUCUGCAGCACCUGGAUGGGCAGGUCCUGGCCACCAAGCCCUUCCUGGCCACCGAGCAGCUCUCCCUAGCGGAUCUGAUGGCAUUCACAGAGCUGAUGCAGCCCACUGCUGUUGGCUGCGACAUCUUCCAAGACUGGCCCCAGCUGGCAGCGUGGCGAGCCCGAGUAGAGGCUGCUCUGGGCCCUGAGCUCGUCCAGGAUGCCCACAGGCUUGUGCUACAGCCUCGGGACCCCCGAGACGCCCAGCGGGACCCCAAGCUGGCCCAGGAGCUGGUGCAGAGACUGCUGGAGCGGCUCAGCUGAGAGGGGUACGGCCGGGCCCGCUCCCCUGCACUCUCCUGCCACAAUAAACAUGCUGUGUGCCCUCCA